AUGGAAACGAAAUCAGGACCAAGUAGUAUAGAAUACAUCGAAGAUCCAUAUUUUAAUCCACAAGAUAGUACUGCAACACCAAGUUUAGAUGAAAUUGAUUCAAUUGAAUCAGACGAUGAUGAAAUUGAAACAAGAGAAUCACAAACUGAAUUAGAUUUAUUCGAUUAUCGUUCAGUUGGUGAUAAAUUUAAUUCGUUAGAAUUAAAUGAUGAUUCGUUAAAUAUUGAAACGGAAUUUUAUAUGGAUUGUAAUAGUAACGGUGGUAUUUUAAAAUAUAUUAAAGUGUUUCGUAAAGAUGAUAAAAAACAAGUGCGUGUAAUUUAUAGUGAUUUAACGAAACCAUUUAUGGCGAAAAUGUCAAAUGAUGAUAAUUUUAAAAAUUAUUUAGGCUUUACGCUACAAUCAAUACAUGAUAGUUAUAAACUCAACCAGUUUUUUUCGAAAAAAGUUACUUAUUUCAAAAAAAUGUUUCGGCCUGCUGAAGAAGCAUUUGGUACCGGAGAAGAUCAUUUUGCUGGAAUGAACGCUGAUGAAGCGGAUCGACAACGAUUAAUAUGGGAAGCUGAACUUGCUAAAAUUGAAGAAGAAAUUGCUACAUUACGUUCAGUCCUUGCUAGCAAGGUACGAACAAGCAAUGAUCUUAAAAGAAAAUUAGGAAUCACAGUUUGGCGUGAAAUUUCUGAAGAUGUGAAUCAAGGAAUUAAAAAUGUUAAAGAAAGUAAUGUGUAUCAAAAAACAUCUGGUAUUUUGAGUGGAAUUACUGAAAGUGUUACCAGUAAAAUAGGACAAAUGCGUCAUUCUGAAUCAUUCCAGAAAAUGGGUAGUGCUAUAGAAAAUGUUAAAACUAAAGUGACUUCAAGAUCAAGUUCAAUUCAAAGUUUGGAUGAAGCCAUCAAUCAACAUCAAGGCGCAGGCAGUACUCGUUCAUCAACCGCCACAAGCCCAACAAUCCCUGAAAACAAACCAAUUGUUUAGCCCUCGUCGCCAUCAUUUAAUCAAUCAAAGCUUGUUCUGGAGGAAUUCAACAAUCAAUUCACCAUUGCUUAAAUAUAUGAAGAAUAUAUAUUUUUAAAACGA
Messenger RNA from Chrysoperla carnea, 1077 nucleotides. RefSeq lists its product as uncharacterized. The record is from RefSeq and is a predicted model, not a curated record. The coding region runs from base 1 to 975 and encodes 324 amino acids. Gene Ontology annotation, cellular component: cytoplasm. The transcript is spliced from 6 exons. NCBI's taxonomy places the organism in Eukaryota, Metazoa, Arthropoda, Insecta, Neuroptera, Chrysopidae.